UCAUGCGUGACACACGAUUAUGACUCUUGUGCAGGCAGUGUGUCAGAGGGAGCCGAGACAGACAAACACAUACACACAACCUCUCAAGCUGAAUAAUGGAAUAAUUUGAUUAGUUAAGGAUAUGGAGUCUUUUAAAAUGCAAAAAGACAAGACAGAGGAUGACGAAGAAUCCAGAAGCCGCAUACCAUCUAGACGGAACUCCGGUCCCUUUUCAAGAAGAGGUAGCAUAAAGAAGGAGCCAGAGCAGAAGGUAUCUGCCCCAGGGUCCAGCUCAUCGACGCCGAAGAAAAUUUCAAAGCCAAGUUUAAACUUUAUCGUGACCGGAAAACAGUUAUUGAGGAGUGACAGAGCGAACUCGCUCCCCGGGUCAUAUCAUCGGCGCCAGUCCACGGAAUCCCUGACCAAAUCGAAGAGAAGUCUCGAUUCUCCGCGGAAGAACAAAACGGCUUACUCGAAGAGUCGUGACACGUCCCUGGAGUAUGAUAUGUCGUUAGACUUAUCACAGGUUUCGGACUUUGAAGAGAAGAAUACGAAACACGUAACAAAAGAAAAAUUCACAGCUCUCGCCACAUCCACACCGAAGAAAUCCUGUCAAAAGAUAAGACCACAAUAUCAGGCCAAUGAACGGAAGGAAACCAGCUUGGAGUCCAAGGAUAGUGCUGUUUCGUGCAGCCGAGAGAGCAUCAGUAAGAUCUCUUCACCUGCAACUUAUCGGCAAGGAGUCAGCACCGAGUUCGACUACUCUUCAAUGUCACCGGAAUGUUCCGGUCCAUCGUCAGGGGAUAGCGUCGCAGGGAUAGCACAGGAUACAUUGGUCUCACCCCGGAGUCAAGAUCUUCAGGACUCGAGUUACUGCGUGAGCACGUGCGACUCGAGAGAGAUGGGCGAGUGGGGUCACUUCUGGGCCAACUAUAAUAACUCUCUAGCGAGAGUCCCCAUCAACCGCUACUACGACCAAUGUCCGACGCCGUACCGUUCUGAAGACAUUGAUUUGCCAGAUCUAGAUUUUCCAACGGACGGUUCGAAAAUACGUUCUCCUGACAAUAUUAAAACGAUAAAUAACAUUAUUCGAAACGAGGGACUCCGUCUGACGCCUCGUGAAACACAAAAUAUUAUAAAAUGUGCGCACAUGCUCGGCAACGUAUUAACAAAAGCCAUUGAGAGACAAUCAAAAGAUUAUUGUCCGGAAAAAAUACAGGAAUUAAGUAACGGAACGAACCCAGAGAAGGAAUUAAAAAAGAAAACGAUGACUUUGAACUUGAAAGAGACGGUGCUACCCGUGGAAGUGAAAGAGGAAAAGAGAUGGGAGAGCGUCCCCACACAAACCGACAUUUCGCUACCGAACACUAAAAGCGCGCCAAUUAUAUUCGAAAAUAUUUUAAGGCAGCUAUCGAUGAGUUCGAUUGAGGAAGUUGACAAAACUGUCGAAAAUGAUCAAAAUAAAAUUGGAGCAGACGAUGUUGAAUGAAAUUUACAAGCAAUUAUAUAUUGUCUAGA
Vanessa tameamea is the source of this 1497-nucleotide messenger RNA. RefSeq lists its product as uncharacterized. The record is from RefSeq and is a predicted model, not a curated record. NCBI's taxonomy places the organism in Eukaryota, Metazoa, Arthropoda, Insecta, Lepidoptera, Nymphalidae. The transcript is spliced from 7 exons. The coding region runs from base 122 to 1468 and encodes 448 amino acids.